Molecule: messenger RNA, 3819 nt
Organism: Paramormyrops kingsleyae
Lineage: Eukaryota; Metazoa; Chordata; Actinopteri; Osteoglossiformes; Mormyridae
Product: growth hormone secretagogue receptor type 1
Biological process (GO): hormone-mediated signaling pathway; G protein-coupled receptor signaling pathway
Cellular component (GO): plasma membrane
Molecular function (GO): growth hormone secretagogue receptor activity
Source: RefSeq, a predicted model, not a curated record
CUCCGCCUGGGCUGACGCAGACACCCGAAACCAACAGGGACUCCCCCGAGGUUCUCUGGUGCCUGGCCGACGCCACUUUUGAGCUUGGUUCCGAGCACGGCCCACCACCGCGUUCCCCGCAGAGAACCUCCCUUGGACAUAUCGAGCUGGCAGCCGGCAGCUCCCCAAGGGUCACGGUGCUGUCAGAUGAGUGACAUCCGCCCUGAAGCUUCCGCACUGUGUUUCUGACCAUUAUUUGUGAAGAUUAUUUGUGAAAUGUUACAGUACAUCUGCUGUCUCAAAAUCAGCAUGUGCAUAAGUAUUUAAUAAAUAAGUUUUUAGUUUUUGGUUUGAAUUCACCACAUUUCGUUGCACCGUGUGUUACGCUAGAAGUGUGUGCGCUGAUUUCCCUGUUUGUUCGCUCGAUGUAGUUUAUUUUUUGUCAGGGUGGGGGGCCAAGUUAAACGGCGGCAGCAUCGGCAUGCGAUUAACAUGCUGGUCGCUGCUACAGCGACGCACGCAGACCCCUGAGCUGAGACACCGCUGUGGGCUGCCCGAUCGUAUGUGGAACAACUCCGGUAAUGUUAUUAAGACCCUGGACUGGGCACCUCCCCUCUGUGAGAUGUCAUUGAUCCUGGGGGAGGGAGGCAGGCAGGGUGGGCGGGGCCUGAGCGAUCGGAGUGAAGGCCAGUGUACGUGUUCGCUCAGCCACUUCGGCUUCUCUGAUCUUGAGGACAGGUGAGGGUUGAUCUUAGAUGACUUUCGGUGAAGCACGAACACCUUGGACCAUCGGGAGCUCAUGGAGAUCAGGUAAGGGUAUGAGAUUGGUUUGUUUGGUUAACAGGUGUUCUAGUUGGCCCUAUCUUUUCAUACAAGUCCAGUCUGAAAGCGUCUGUAUUCCCCAGGGUGUUGUGUUUAAUGUUACAACUUUAUAUUCCUAUUAUGUAGGAUUUUUUAAAAUCCAUUAAGUGUGUUUUUUUUUUUUGUUUUUUUUUGCUGUAUGUUGCUUUGUACUGAAUUGUAAGGUGCUUGGUGAAUUGUAGGCCAAUCCCAACAGCAUAUUUUAGAAAUCCUAGAAUACCAACUGGAUUUGCUAUAAAGCACAAUUUUUCUACAUCUGAUAUAAGAAAAUGUAGUCAGUUGAUUGUGUGUGUGUGACUGUAGACAUCGAGACUUUAUGGCGACGUGAGAUUUUAAAUAGUAUUGAAACUCGAAAUCUUGAGAUUCUGCUGUCCGUGUUUGUUCAACCGUUCAUAUGUGUGGCGUAAAGGGGUGAAGAAAAGCUAUUCAUUCAGACAUAACACCCCCACUGUCCCCAUUCAUCUUUUUUGACUAAGGUUAAGAUCAAAAGGUGAUCAAACAGGAAAUAAUCUGUUAAUAAGCAAAGUGCCUUAGCACAGCAUUACAUCCAUCCAUCCAUCCAUCUUCCAGUCGCUUUUCCUGGUGAGGGUAAGGGGCGGGGCCGGAGCCUAUCCCAGGCAGCACAGGGCAAACGGAUGGGUGCCCCCUAGAUGAGAUGAUGGUCAUGGAUGAUGCAUGCCUUAAGAAAAGUAUAUUACUGCAGCUACUCCAUAUUAAUUCCGUAUCCAUAUUAAUUCAUGUAGAGAAGAUGCUUCAUUACCUUUUUUGGCGAAUGAUUUCGUGUGCAGGUACUAAUUAUAAAAACAGGUAAUUAACGCAAGAGCUUGUGUUUUGUAUUACAAGAACUUUUCCAUUGAGGAUUGUGACAGUUUCCCUUGUAUCUCGGGAAGUAUAGGGUGUGUUGGGAAUGUCCUGGACUGGAUGCUCUGCGGCAGGACAUUGUGCCCUUUUAGGUUCACAUGAGCGGCAUUUAAAGCACAACGUAAUUAGAUCAGGGUCCUUUGAAUUGCAUGAAUACGGCAAAAGGAUUGUUUUUUUUCAUGGGAGGAAACUGGCAUCGCUGGAAAUUGUUGACCAAAACAAAUUGAAACUGCAGAAUUUUGAUAGGAAAUGAAAAUCCUAGUAAGAUUUAAGCAUUUUCUGCCCUAUUUAAGAUUCCUUUUUCCAUUACUUAAAAUUAUACUCCAAAAAAAAACCAGUGCUUAAAAAUGAGAAAUCCUUAUAGUUUCAUAUUAAAAUACCCUCAGGCUGAAAAUUAUUUCGUUUACUAAACACAAAUGUGUGACUUAUCUUCUAGCCCAGCUUGUUGUACAUAUGGAUAAAUAGUUGGCAAGUUAAAAUGCAUAUAAAUACAAAUGUUUGUAUUCUUUUUUGUUUAGAUUAAUGAUGUCGCUCCUGUAUUGCCAUCCUGUCAAUCAUGCCAUAUUGUCUUCAGCUCAACGACGGACUGAUUCAACAAAAAAAAGAGCUUGAUUGUUCAGCUGACUCAUCAUCCUCGUGCUUGGGGACUGAGGUUGGGCUUCCUCAUUUGACCCAGCAGGACCGUUUGGGAUAGAAGCCGGACACAGCCUGUGACCAUGUUAUGGCUGAUGUGUCAUUGUUAAAGCAAUCGUUGAAGCUGGUUACAUCUAGAUGCCAUAGAAAACAUCUAUAUUUGCAGAUUGCCACAUUCUCUGGUGUGGACAGAGUUCAGUUAGGAUUGGUGUCCAAUCACCAAUAAGGAAGCGAGGGGAACCGCAGUGGGAUGAUGGACCCCAUAGUGGGUCCGAAUGUAUCAGUGGCAGGCUGCUGGGACGGCUGCGGAAACGACAGCGACAUGGACAGACACUUUACCUAUCACCAGGAACCCCUCUUCAGCUCUCCAGAACUGGUACUGGUGACGACGGUAUGCGUCCUGCUGUUGGUGGUGGGCCUGGUGGGCAACACACUGACCGUGCUGGUGGUGCGCCUCCGCCGGGACUUGCGAAGCACCACCUACAUAUAUCUCUGCAGCAUGGCUUUCUCUGACAUCAUCAUCCUGCUACUGAUGCCCAUUGACCUCUACAAGCUGUGGAACUUCCAGCCCUGGCUGCUGGGUGAUGUGAUCUGCAAGCUGUCCCAGUUCCUCAGCGAGGGCUGCACCUUCGCCAGUAUCCUACACAUCACGGCACUGAGCGUGGAACGCUACCUGGCCGUGUGCUUCCCGCUGCACGCCAAGGUGCUGGUGACUCGUGGCAAGGUGAAGGCGCUUAUCGGGGUGCUGUGGAUGGUGGCACUGCUGAGCGCCGGGCCCGUCUUCGCACUGGUGGGUGUCGAGCAGCUGGACGACAGCGGCGGGGCCGAGUGCCGCUGCACGCAGUACGCCAAGGCUUCAGGCCUCUUGGGUACAAUGAUGUGGCUGUCCAACCUGUACUUCCUGGUGCCCGUCUCCUGCCUCAGCCUCCUGUACGGACUCAUCGCCCGCAGGCUGUGGCACCGGCGGCGCUGUGCCCACCGGGACGGGGCCAACCGCCAGACCGUCAAGAUGCUGGCGGUCAUCGUCCUGGCCUUCGUCCUCUGCUGGCUGCCCUUCCACGUGGGCCGCACCCUCUUCUCCAUGUCUCUGAGCUCCAGCCCGGACAUGUACUACAUCAGUCAGUACUUCAACCUUGUCUCCUUUGUGCUGUUCUACCUCAGCGCAGCCAUCAACCCCAUCCUGUACAACACCAUGUCCACUCGGUACCGUGCGGCGGUGCGCAGCCUGCUGGGCCUCAGCGCCUCCGCUCGGCGGGGCGGCAGCGGCUCCGGGGGGGGCAUGCAGCUUGUUGCUGCCCCCCCACGCUUCCCACAUCUCAUUCCCCUACAUUCUAACUCCACCUCGAACCUGUGACAAGACCAGACCUGUCAUGCAUUACUCCUGGGCCUGGGACAAAAUGACUUCAACCGGGUGCACCCCCUCCCAUAUGGGCACCCCCCCACGCAUAGGCCCAAGACAGCUUGAGAUGGUGGGCCUGACUGGAC